Messenger RNA from Daphnia magna, 1287 nucleotides. RefSeq lists its product as uncharacterized. Lineage: Eukaryota; Metazoa; Arthropoda; Branchiopoda; Diplostraca; Daphniidae. The record is from RefSeq and is a predicted model, not a curated record. The transcript has 6 exons. Bases 139 to 1044 code for a protein of 301 amino acids.
CUAAAUAAACUGGUACAAACAAAGAUUGUUUUGAAUCAAGCGAUACCGAGUAUAACCUUUCUUGCCUUUCUUGCGUUAUUUUAAGGAAAAGAAUUGUUAGGAAACUGUAUCAAAUGCAAACACUAAAUAUUUGAGAAAAUGCCACCUAAAAGAUCUAUGGUUAACAAGCCAAAUGUGAAAGAUAACACCCUCAAAGGCAAACAUCCAAAAUCUGGGAACAAUACCAUAUUACCAAAAGACAAUCAGAUGAGCUUGUCUAGUAAAGAAGCGCAAAUGUUUUUACUUCAUAGGGAGAAAUCUCGGCUGGUUUCAAAAAUACAAAAGAUGAAAAAGGAUUUAUUUGAAAUAAGAGCUGCUCUAAAAAAACGAGAAUUCCAAGCCCUGCAGGAACCAGAAAAAAAGGAGCAAAAGUUUCUUGAAUUUUCUAAGAAUGUUGAUGUUUGGUCCAAAUCCUUUGGCAUAGCCAUUGAUCGAGCAGUUUAUACAAAACACAACUCUAGAAAGUGGCGCAUUGAAGCAAGCGGAGCAAGCUUGAGAUUUGAGGUGGACAUAUGCUGUGCAACCAACGAAAUUACUAAAAAGGGUUUUAUAAAAGAACUUUUCAUUGAGACCACUGAACCAUGCAAACAUGAGCUCCAACCAUGGUUUGAUAAAUUUGAAUGCAACAUUCAACAGAUAUUCAAAGUUUUAAAGGUGUAUGAUGAAAUGAAUAGGGAAAGAGAAACUGGGCUCAGAACUUGCAAGGAGGAAUUUGGUUCCAUAAUAACUGUUUAUCAACUGAAACCUUCUGGAGAGACAGUUGUUGAACUAGGGAAUCAGGAUGCUUAUUAUUUUCAGAUCAAAUGGAAACUUACCCCAUCUAUUAAACAUAUUGCAAAAGUGAAGAAUGUUUGUCGCAUUGCAUGUACUGAAGAAGGUGACAAAUUUAUCAAGGCAAGCACUGACCUAUCAAGUAUCAAGAGAAGAUUAGGUGAGUCUCCUAUAGACGUCAUUCAACUAUUGGCCAGGGGUCUCGCCAAACGGGACAAAUCGGAAAAUGUUUGAACACCAAAUAACGCCGAGAACGGGAAGCGCUGGAAAUGAUUUUAGCUUUUGCACCAACAAAGGGUGCUUAUUUCACUGUGACACUGAUGAUCGAUAUGUCGUUAUAUGGCUUGUCUGUUUUGGGAUUUGUUUUUGUAGAACUUAUCUCUUGUACUACUUCCAUUCCCUUCACAACACGUCCAAAUACUGUAUGCUUGUUGUCGAGCCAAGGCUAUAAAAUAAUAAAAAUUAAUUAAAACAUCA